This is a messenger RNA of Cladophialophora psammophila CBS 110553, 1392 nucleotides long. Its product is annotated as membrane dipeptidase. Gene Ontology annotation, biological process: proteolysis. The transcript has 4 exons. NCBI's taxonomy places the organism in Eukaryota, Fungi, Ascomycota, Eurotiomycetes, Chaetothyriales, Herpotrichiellaceae. Gene Ontology annotation, molecular function: metallodipeptidase activity. The record is from RefSeq and is a predicted model, not a curated record. Bases 1 to 1392 code for a protein of 463 amino acids.
AUGGCUCGAAUAAACAGCGGCGAGAGGCCCAAGGUUCGCUGGGACGCGGAUGAAAGCUACGACCGUAACAAGCGGCUUCAAUGGCGGCCGUUGGUCUUCCUGGCCGCCGCCGUCGCGCUAGGCAUUGCACUCAAAGAUGGCCUUCGCCGACCCGACUUGUUCUUACUCUCUUUGGUCCCCUCCUCCCUCCUGUCGUUGGAUCACCGCGUCACUAGGAUUAUGGCCGUAACGCCUCUAAUGGACGGACACGAUGAUUUAGCAUGGAGUGUACGCUCUCACUUCCACAAUCACAUAUACGACCCAGACUUCUCGUCCAAAUUCGGGGAUGGCGGGAUGCCGGACCAUUCGGAUCUGCCCCGGCUGAAGAAGGGCAAGCAGGGCGGAUUCUUUUGGAGCUGCUUCGUUGAAUGUCCGGCCAACAAUUUCGACUUUUCCAACACAAACUACGCUCCUACUGUCAUCGAUGCGCUAGCGCAAAUGGACCUCAUACAUCGCUUGCAGGCCGCCCACACAGACAUAUUCUCUCCUGCCACCCUUGACAGUAGUGCAGCCCUCACAGCAUUCAGACGCCAUGGGAAGUUGCUCUCCCCAAUUGGGCUUGAAGGGCUCCAUAUGAUUGGUAGGCAUGCCUCGAUGCUCCGCCUUUUCCACAGACUCGGUACAAAAUAUGCUACGUUGACGUGGAAUUGCCAUAAUGCUUUUGCAGACGCGGCGCAGGUUACGGUUGUUGAUGACUCGCUUGAUCUGAGCGCUGCUAGACCUGCAAACCCAUACUGGGAUGGGCUGAGUACUCUAGGUACCAAGAUCAUCCGUGAGAUGAAUCGUCUCGGCAUGAUUGUUGACCUGUCCCACACCCAUCCGGCGACAAUGCACGACGUCCUGGCGGGUAACAAGACUAAAUCGUUUCCUGGGAGCCAAGCGCCGGUCAUCUUCUCUCACUCGUCAGCAUACGCACUGUGUCCUCACCCACGCAAUGUGCCCGACCAUAUCCUUCCACUGGUCAAGCAGACCGGUUCUGUUGUCAUGGUGACUUUUGUUCCAGAAUUCAUCUCCUGUGUCAAUUCGACUAUUCCUGGUGGCUUACCGACGUUCUAUCCCGCCAACUCGACGCUUGAACACGUUGCCGAGCAUAUAAUGUACGUCGGCAAUAAGAUUGGCUUUGAGCAUGUUGGGAUAGGGAGCGACUUUGAUGGGACCAAGAGCACGCCAAGAGGGCUCGAGGAUGUGAGCAAGUUUCCCGAUCUACUGAAGGAGCUUUUGAGACGAGGAUUGAGCGAUGAGCAAGUUGGGGCGAUUACAGGAGGGAAUCUCUUGCGCGUGUGGAAGAGGGUGGAGGAGGUGGGAAGGGAGAUGCAGGGCGAGGGGGUAAUGCCACUGGAAGACGACAUUUGA